GCUGCUGGUGUAGGAGUGACAUCACUCCCCUCAGAAGAACUUCUAAUAUCUCAAAAACCGAAGCAGCACUAACACCACUUUUAACGACACAAACGAAUGAAUCGGGGCUCAUUGUUCGAGCUGUUUGUAUGGGGGGGUUGGCAGCUUCAACGAGCUGCUGUAGUCUGUUAUUGCUUUUGAUCCCAGAGGAACCUGGAGCUCUCGCAUUCCGAUCAUUCCAGCCUCUGUGAACAAUCAGCCCUCAGUUAUUUAUUAGCGCACUGAGCUCUUAAACUGGCUCAGUCUACGCCAGGCAAAUCCACAGAGCGUAACUACACUUAUUAACAGUGGAAUACAUACACAUGGGCGAACACGCACGUAUCUGAACUUACUUUCAAUGAACAGAUACAGGAUUACUUUCAAUAAUCCGGAAUUUAAUGAACAGAAUCUACACGCGUCUCCCUUCUGCUAUGCAUUUAAUGGAACUGUGAAAGGACCUGAGGCUACUUCUCCGAUUCGUCCCCGGCCCUAACUCGCCUCGCCAAGCCAGCAUCCGCGAUGCGGACGGCGGAAGACUCGUCCAGCACGGUCCUGCACCGGCUGAUCCAGGAGCAGCUGCGCUACGGGAACCUCACGGACACGCGCGCUCUGCUGGCCAUCCAGCAGCAGGCCCUGCGGGGGGCGGGCCCCGGGAGCCCCCGCUCCUCCGCGGAGAGCCUGAACCAGGAGGAGUCCCAGUUUCUCCAGCUGUCGGCGCGCCAGGAGCCCCAGGGGCAGGAGCACCAGGGGGACUGCCACCACUCGGAGAGCUCCCUGCACCAGCUCUACCAGCUCCACGGAGAGGAGCUGCCCACCUACGAAGAGGCCAAGGCCCAGUCGCAGUACCUGGCGUCCCAGAGGGGCCAGGGGGAUGCCUGCGCUGUGAUGCUGGACGACGUCCUGCAGGACGAUGGUCUGAGAGACCUCAAGCGGGGGCACGUCCGGUCUCUCAGCGAGAGGCUGCUGCAGCUCUCGUUGGAGAGGAACGGCGCGAAAAACCAAAUGGCUAUGAGCUCCUCGCACAGCUAUCCGCAGCUCUCCAAGCAUCACGUCCACCACGCCCCAAGCGCCCAGCAGCACCCUGCUGAGCAGAGAGGCCCCCCACCCGAAUAUCCGUUUCUGGUCAAGCCUCCGGGAUAUAUGGUUAGCCAUUCCCAGGAGCAUGGACAUUACAACACGCCACCUCCCCCUUUCUAUUCGCAGUCUCACAGGCAUCUACAGACUCAGCCACAGGUGUUCCGCCACAGUCCUUUAUCUACACUGACCCCUGCAGGUGUGGAGGCCUUCAUGGCCGCUCACAAUGUCUCUACAAACAGCCAUGUAGCCCAGAUGGAAAUGCUGAUGAAGGAAAAUGAGAUGUUGAGGCGGAAUCUAGAAGGCUACAGUGAGAAGGCCGCCAGGAUCCAAAAGCUUGAGAUGGAAAUCCAGAGGAUAUCUGAAGCUUAUGAGACACUCAUGAAGGGUUCUGCUAAACGCGAGGCUCUGGAAAAAACCAUGAGAAACAAGUUGGAAGGAGAGAUCAAAAGGUUACAUGAUUUUAACCGGGACCUAAGAGACCGCCUGGAAACAGCUAGCAAACAGCUGGCUGCAAAGGAAGCUGCUUCUUCAGACCAAAACCAAGAUGUCUUGGCCAAACUCCUAGAGCAAAGUGAACGGCAGCAGCGGGACAAGGAACGCCUGGAGCGGGAGGUCUCGGCGCUCCGCGGCACCAGCGAGGACCAGCGGCGGCGGCUGGAGGCCCUGGACCAGGCCCUGAACAGCGCGCAGUCCAAGGCCGCCCAGCUGGAAGAGGAGCUGCGCAGGAAGAGGGCCUACGUGGAGAAGGUGGAGCGGCUGCAGCACGCCCUGUCCCAGCUGCAGGCCGCCUGUGAGAAACGGGAGAAGCUGGAGCAGAGGCUGCGCACCCGGCUGGAGCAGGAGCUGAAGAUGCUGCGGGCGCAGCAGCGGCAAACCCACGGCCCGGGUUCGGCCUCUCCCUCGGAGCUCAGCGCCUGCGCCCUGCUGGAGCGCCUGCGGGAGAAGGAGGAGCGCAUCCUGGCGCUGGAGGCCGACAUGACCAAGUGGGAGCAGAAGUACCUCGAGGAGAGCACCAUGCGCCAGUUUGCCAUGGACGCGGCUGCCACCGCGGCUGCACAGAGGGACACUACCAUCAUCAACCAUUCGCCCCGGCACUCCCCCAACAACAGUUUCAACGAGGACCUGCUGACUGCCAAUCACCGACACCAGGAAAUGGAGAACCGAAUCCGUGCCCUGCAUGCUCAGCUCCUGGAGAAGGAUGCAGUGAUCAAGGUCCUUCAGCAUCGCUCCCGCAGGGACCCCAGCAAGGGGGAGCAGCAAGGCCUCCGUCCCGCCAAAUCUGUGCCAUCCAUCACUGCAGCUGCCAGUGCCCACAGCUGGCACACGCCAAGCCGCCAACUUGUUGGCAACAAGGCGACGGACGCGGCGAGCAGAGACCCAAUAGUGAAAAGCCUCUCGGACGAUCAGACGGUAGCAGUACGGUCAACCACCCACACUAAACACUGUAGCCAAGAUGGCUGUACCCAGACGGAAAACAUUUCACAAGAGUCACCUGCUACCUCUGAGCUUGCUGCCACUGAGGAUUCCAGCACUGUUCCCGUCUCUGAUAACGUGGAACAACUGACACCCAUUAAUAUGUACAAGAAUUUGGAUAAUUUAGGUGUGGAAGUAGUUGAAAUUCUUAUCUAGAGAAGUGAUUUUCUUCUGGGGGAAGGGUGAAUAACAUCUCCAGGAAGGAACCUCCUGCAUUUUAACCAGAAAAAAGUUCUGCACUUCAUGUGGAAAGAAGUUGCGAACGGAUGCUCUGAAAUGUGUGCCGCUCCUGGAAAUGAAACAACUAUGUACUUAACUACACAAAACACUUCAGUAGAAAAAAAGACGAGCUCCAGAAAGCAGGAAAAAGGACUGGUGUAGCACAGAAGAGGAGCUGAGCUUUCCUUGUGUGUUUACCUACGCUAAAAAGGACCUCUGCUUGAUAUACUAUUUUUAAUCUGCCUGGUGCAAGAGACACUGUGAAUCUUUGAGGUACUUUGAACAGUAUUUCAUACAGUUGCAAAAAGCAGCUGACGGAUUGUAUAACUUGUAAAUAUUUUGAAAAAAUAUUUAUAAUUGCUGCUUGUAUGUGUGUGCGCUGUGUGCUAUCUUUGCAGUCUAGCUAUUAAGUAUCCCUGAAUGUGUAUUUUUAUCUUGUUUCCUGUAUGUAUGUUUGUAUGUAAUUUAUAUAUGUCACUUGUAAACUGUCAAACAAGCUAUCUGUAGUGUUCAGGAAUUUCACAUCUCAAAUAUGUUUUAAUGAAAACUUCCCCAAAAGCCCUUGUAACUGAAGUGCACUUGUUACUAUCCUCCAGAAACCCUUACUUGGGUUGUGUCUCUGAGAGUGUGACCAGGCUCCAUUUUGCAUUUGCUCCCAUUAAGCAGUAAGGCUCCUUUUUCUUCUGCCAAUACACUUCAUUCCAGACCUACAGCAACAAAGAGUUCCCAUUCUUGGCAAGAGGUCAAAUUUGAAGGUAUAGAAGAGCAAGUCCCCUUUGAUGGGUGGAAAGAUAUUUUUACUUGCUUUUAUUGAAGACCAGCAAAUAAUGCUGUUUCUUCACAUUGAACAGAAGGAACUCCUGUUUUUUUCAAAAAAGUUUUCUAGAACAAAGUUCUUGCUUUAUCCUUGAAGGAGAAAAGAAGCUCGACUUACGGUGUUACGUGUUUGGCCAUAUUGUAAUCUCGUUUCCAAGUCCUAAGAAAUGCAGUAAUAAUAAAAAACCUGGAUUUGGGUGUUUUUGUCUGGGGAAUGCUCCUUAGAUUAACAUCAGAGUGUAGUCUCUGAAAUGACUGGUUGCCUUUCACGAAACCCAAUUGUUCAAAUGCCAGGGGAAAAGUAGGUUAUCAUUUUCUGGUUUUAAGCAGCAACUGCCAUGCAUGCCUUUCCCUAUUUCAGGCAAGCUGUGGCUAAUCUUGUGAAAUUCUUCCUCAUUGGAAUGUCUCAGGGGAUAAAGGCUAUCUAUACUUUGACCCACUUUAAAGUUGUAAGCAUUCUAACGAGCAUUGAUUUUUUUUUUACUUGCUCCCCCUAAGUAAUGACCCCAUUCUGGCCAGGGACCUCUUAAGAUGAGAAUUGCUAUAUGGCUACUCUAGUGACCCUAACCUGGUUUAUAAUGUGUAAGCAGCUGGAAACAAAGUUUACUACAUAGAGAAAGUACUAGUAAAUUCACUUGUGAAAUACUUUAUUUAAAUAAGAUUCUAGUGGUUACUAAAAAGUCCAAAUGCAUUUGAUUUUAUGUCUUCCAAAUGCAUCAGUUCUUUGCUUCCACAGGUUAAGGACAUAGUCGAAUAAGUGCAGAUGGUCUUUGUACGACCUGAGCAUUCUAAGUGGAAACGCAGUUUGGUCUUAUCUCUAAGGGCCCUUUUGAACUGGAUGGGAGAGAUUGUGUGUUUUAAAAUUUGGAAAUCCCUUAUUUUCUUAUUUCCAACGCAAUGCAUUUGCUGGUCAGUGCUUUGUGUUGAAAUUUCACAUCUGCUUACUGUUUAUUUUUGUUUUGGGCUUUGUUUACAAGAAAAGAAAUACUAUUGUGAACUAAGAGAUCUUAAUAUAUUUUGUAUAAAUGUAUUUGUAUUCUUUAAGUAUUUAGUGCCAUGAGCAUAAUGCCAAAGACAAUUUGCAUAAUUAAGUUAUAAUAGAGAGAAAAAAGCAGCUUGGUUAUCUGAUGCAGACCAAUUCUAGAUGGUCUGCCCAUACGUAGAUGUUGCUGUGAACUUCUAUUAUGUGGGAGUUUUGUAUUGAAAUGUCAGACCCAUUUCAUUAAUAAAAUAAACAUUAAUAUAUGCAUAA
Molecule: messenger RNA, 4855 nt
Organism: Lepisosteus oculatus (spotted gar)
Lineage: Eukaryota; Metazoa; Chordata; Actinopteri; Semionotiformes; Lepisosteidae
Gene: amotl2a
Product: angiomotin like 2a
Biological process (GO): regulation of cell migration; angiogenesis; actin cytoskeleton organization
Cellular component (GO): cytoplasmic vesicle; bicellular tight junction; plasma membrane
Source: RefSeq, a predicted model, not a curated record